Molecule: messenger RNA, 1282 nt
Organism: Camellia sinensis
Lineage: Eukaryota; Viridiplantae; Streptophyta; Magnoliopsida; Ericales; Theaceae
Source: RefSeq, a predicted model, not a curated record
UUUGUCUGUUGCAAAGCAUUAGAAAUGAAGCAAGCAACAAUGUUACACCACUGCAAACAGCAGCGUUAUACCACUGUUACAUGCUUUUUAUAUAGGUUAUAGAUAUACUUCACAGCUUCAUGGCACUGCACUGCACUCAGUAUUGCUAGCCAGGGUUUUCUUUGUUAGAGAGCUCCUCUUGCUUUGUAGGUUUUCUUUUGUUUAACCAACAAUGAGUGUUGUGGUUGGUUUGUUUCUUGUAUUAGUCAUAUGUGGUGGAAUUGUUGUUACAGAUGUUAAUGGAGUUAAAGAUGAUAAACACUUACUUGGCCAUCAUGAAGGAGGUUUAGGGCAUGGGAUAUACAAGAAGGGGUUUCGAAAUGGGUUUGGUAAAGGUGGUAGGUUUGGUGGAGGUAUAGGAGGUGGUGGUUUAGGUGGCGGAGGUUGUCUAGGGGAUGGUGCUAGUAGUGGUUUAGGAGGUGGAGGGGGUCUAGGGGCUGGUGCUGGGGGUGGUUUAGGAGGUAGGGGAGGUCUAGGAGGUGGUGUUGGUGGUGGUGUAGGAGGUGGGGGUGGUCUAGGAUGUGGUGUUGGUGGUGGCGUAGGAGGUGAAUGUGGUGCUGGCGGUGGUUUAGAAGGCGGUUCUGAUGGAGGCUUAGGAGGUGGAGGUGGUGUAGAGGGUGGUUUGGGAGGUGGAGGUGGUGCCAGUGGUGGUUUAGGAGGUGGAAGGGGCGUAAACGUUGGUGUAGGUGGUGGUGGCUUAGGAGGUAGAGGUGGAGGUGGUGCUGGUGGUGGCAUAGGAGGUGGACGUGGACUUGGAGGUGGUGCAAGUGGUGUUGGUGGUGGCGUUGGAGGUGGAGGUGGACUUGAAGGUGGCGCAAGUGGUGGUUUAGGUCAUGGUGAAGGAAUAGGAGGUAGUGCAGGUGGUGGUGGGAGUCUAGGAGGUGGUGCAGGUCAUCAUGGAGGACUCGAAGGAGAUGUCGAUAGUGGGUUGAGUGGUGGUGCAAGUGGAGGAGCUGGUGGUGGAGGUGGACUUGGUAGUAGCCUUGGUGGCGGAGGUGAUGAAGGCUUAGGUGGUGGUGUUGGCGGGGGUGUAAGUGCAGGUGCUGGUGGAGGUCCUGGUGGUGGUGGAGGCGGAGGUGGUUUAGGUGGCGGUGCAGGAGUAGGGUUUGGAGUCGGUGCAGGUUUCGGAGUAGAGGGAGGAGUUGGAGAUGGGGGAGGUGGUGGCUUUGGUGGAGGUGGUGGAGUAAGCAACAGUACUGGUUUUGGUGGAGGAGCUAGAUUUGGUGCCCGUGGUAGCCAUUAA